This is a messenger RNA of Pyrenophora tritici-repentis Pt-1C-BFP, 1245 nucleotides long. RefSeq names its product IlvE, Branched-chain amino acid aminotransferase-4-amino-4-deoxychorismate lyase. NCBI's taxonomy places the organism in Eukaryota, Fungi, Ascomycota, Dothideomycetes, Pleosporales, Pleosporaceae. Gene Ontology annotation, molecular function: branched-chain-amino-acid:2-oxoglutarate transaminase activity. Gene Ontology annotation, biological process: L-valine biosynthetic process; L-leucine biosynthetic process. The record is from RefSeq and is a predicted model, not a curated record. Gene Ontology annotation, cellular component: mitochondrion.
AUGAUUCAACAACGGUCAUCACGAUUGUUUUCUUCGCUUUCCCAUUGCGCCUUUCGUUCAUCGGUAGCACCGCUCAGCGCGUCUCAGCGAUGUCGGAUCCGGAGACCGUACAGCAUUCAUGCUGACGUGUCUGUCGGCGAGAAGAUACAAAAUAUCGACCCGUCGAAGCUCUCCAUUACCAGAACAACGACGCCAAAGGACCUACUGCCUCCGGAGGAGCUCAUCUUUGGCCGCAACUUUUCAGAUCACAUGCUCUCGCUCGAAUGGACAGCAACUCAAGGAUGGCUGCCCGCGCGCAUUACGCCCUAUCAGAAUCUCAGUCUCGACCCUGCGACGUGCGUCUUCCACUAUGCAUUCGAGUGCUUCGAGGGCAUGAAGGCCUACAAGGACAAGGACGGCAACAUCAGGCUGUUCAGGCCAGACAAGAACAUGGCUAGGCUGAACAAGUCAUCGGCUCGAAUUGCACUGCCUACUUUCGACCCAGAUGCUUUGAUUGAGCUAAUUGGCAAGUUUGUCAAGGAGGAUGAGCGUUUUGUGCCAGACGCACGGGGAUACUCACUCUACCUCCGCCCGACCAUGAUCGGUACUCAGCGCACCCUCGGCGUUGGUCCUCCCGCUUCUGCACUGCUCUACGUAAUUGCAUCCCCUGUCGGUCCAUACUACCCUACCGGUUUCAAGGCCAUAUCACUGGAGGCCACAGACUAUGCCGUACGUGCAUGGCCUGGGGGUGUUGGAGACAAGAAGCUGGGAGCCAACUACGCGCCUUGCAUUGUGCCCCAGAUGCAGGCUGCAAGCCGUGGCUUCCACCAGAAUCUGUGGUUGUUUGGUGAGGAAGAGUACAUAACGGAGGUCGGUACGAUGAAUCUUUUCGCGGCAAUUAAGAACAAGGAGACAGGAAAGCCAGAGCUGCUGACUGCGCCUCUUGAUGGUACUAUUCUCGAGGGCGUUACACGCGACUCAAUCCUUCAGCUUGCACGGGAGCGACUCGAGCCAAAGGGCUGGACAGUAUCUGAGCGCAAGUUCACCAUGAAGGAGGUGGCUGAUGCUGCUGACGAGGGCCGCAUGAUGGAGAUCUUUGGUGCUGGCACCGCUGCCAUUGUCGCACCUGUGCGCAAGAUUAGCUGGAAGGGACGUCUCGUCGAUUGUGGGCUCGAGGAUCACGUCGAAGCAGGCCCAAUUGCGCAACAAAUGAAGGAGUGGAUGGAGGGCAUCCAGUACGGCGACGAGGACCACCCAUGGAGGUAG